AUGUCAAUCAAGAUCCGGAAGCCCACCUCAAAAACCCCUUCCCCACCCCACCCCCAUCAUUCGCUGCACAAACGAACACGCUCGUACCAGGGUGCUCCGCUGCUGGACGGCGGGUGGGUGUCGGUGGCCGAGACCGACCCGCUGAAGGGAUUGCUGCAUGGAUUGCUGUACGGAUUGCUGUACGGGCUGUUGUACGGACUGCGGCAUGGAUUGCUGUACAGUCUGUGGCCUGGAUUGCUGUACGGAUUGCGGCAUAGAUUGCUGUACGGACUGUGGCCAGGAUUGCUGUACGGACUGUGGCCAGGAUUGCUGUACGGAUUGCGGCAUGGAUUGCUGUACGGACUGUGGCCUGGAUUGCUGUACGGACUGUGGCCAGGAUUGCUGUACGGAUUGCGGCAUGGAUUGCUGUACAGUCUGUGGCCUGGAUUGCUGUACGGACUGUGGCCUGGAUUGCUGUACAUACUGUGGCCAGGAUUGCUGUGCGGACUGUGGCCAGGAUUGCUGUACGGAUUGCGGCAUGGAUUGCUGUACGGACUGUGGCCUGGAUUGCUGUACGGACUGUGGCCAGGAUUGCUGUACAGUCUGUGGCCUGGAUUGGUGUACGGAUUGCGGCAAAUUGGAUUGCUGUACGGUCUGCGGCUUGACUCGUUGUACGGAUUGCGGCAUGGGUUGCUGUACGGAUAG
Volvox carteri f. nagariensis is the source of this 684-nucleotide messenger RNA. RefSeq lists its product as uncharacterized. The record is from RefSeq and is a predicted model, not a curated record. NCBI's taxonomy places the organism in Eukaryota, Viridiplantae, Chlorophyta, Chlorophyceae, Chlamydomonadales, Volvocaceae. The transcript has 3 exons. Bases 1 to 684 code for a protein of 227 amino acids.